AUGAUAAAGCUGGAUUUCUUAGCUCUAUUGGUGAUUUCGGUUUCGGCAAGUGUUUUAACUGAACAUUCGAAUGGUUUGUUGAGAGAUAUAGAAGACUUCGUAGAUCUAUUAGAUCUAGAUCGUAUCGUGCAACUGACAAACGCGUACUAUUUGAAUGAUCAAGAUUUUCAGUCGAUAUUGGAAUACUUGCAAAGCGAAGAGUUUUCCGUCGUAUGGAACGGUUUCUUUGGUUUGGCUAUGAUCCGUGAUUUAGGCAUGUAUUUGACCCAGGAAGGAGUUCCUCUCUACGAUUAUGUAGACCUUGUUGCAUAUUUCAUCGGUCAAUCACCUGUGAACAGCCGACUGUUGCAACAUAUUAGCAAAACAGAGCACCGUGGUUUGAAGGCAUAUGUUGAACAAUUGUUUGCUAUGCUGCCAUGGAGCGAAUGGAAGAAUUUGUAUGAAGUAAAACAAAGAAGUAGUGUACCCUUCAAAUCCUUAGUCAUUAAACUGCGAAGUGCGAAUUACACAGAAUUAAACCAGUUUUACCAGAACUCCAAGGAACUACGAUCCUUUUUUCAAGUACUGAGACUCCAUGGAUUAGAUGUUGAGUUCUACGAACAUUAUUUAAUACAAAAUUUUCCGUUGGUUUGA
Messenger RNA from Anopheles moucheti, 633 nucleotides. Its product is annotated as protein G12-like. NCBI's taxonomy places the organism in Eukaryota, Metazoa, Arthropoda, Insecta, Diptera, Culicidae. The transcript has 3 exons. The record is from RefSeq and is a predicted model, not a curated record. The coding region runs from base 1 to 633 and encodes 210 amino acids.